Messenger RNA from Alternaria arborescens, 1539 nucleotides. RefSeq lists its product as hypothetical. The transcript has a single exon. The coding region runs from base 1 to 1539 and encodes 512 amino acids. Gene Ontology annotation, cellular component: cytosol. NCBI's taxonomy places the organism in Eukaryota, Fungi, Ascomycota, Dothideomycetes, Pleosporales, Pleosporaceae. Gene Ontology annotation, biological process: glutathione biosynthetic process. The record is from RefSeq and is a predicted model, not a curated record. Gene Ontology annotation, molecular function: ATP binding; glutathione synthase activity; glutathione binding.
AUGUCGCCUACCGACUACCCGCCGGAGCUAUCGAAACAGGAGGAGGAGUAUCUACUGUCCAAUCUCAAGGAUUGGUCGAUAGCGCAUGGUUUGGCGGUUCGCCCAGCUCCGUCAUUCGUCCAGCCAUCACAGGAUCCAUCUGGGGUUCUCGCAAGCACAGCACCAGUCACUCUGUUUCCAAGCUUGUUCCCUCGCUCCUGUUUUGACGAAGGACUCUCCAUACAAAACGCUUACAACGAGUUGUACUCAGCUAUUGCUAGAGAUGAGUCGUGGCUAAAGAGCAUCGUAGAGGAGCUUGUACGUGUUGACGACUUCGUUGCAAAGCUAUGGCAGACCCAUCUUGAAGUCAAGAAGGAAGGCUAUGUGCAAGACCUCUCGUUGGGUCUUUUUCGCUCAGACUACAUGGUGCAUCAAGACCCUUCGCAGUCCAGUUCAUCCCCUGGCUUGAAACAGGUCGAGUUCAAUACUAUUGCAUCCUCAUUUGGUGGACUAUCCUCCCAAGUUUCCGCAUUACACAAAUAUCUUCUUACCAUCGACGCUUAUCCUAAUUCAACGUCAUCCAUUAUCAAGCACGAUGCUUUGCGACAGAGCCAAUCUGCUUCUUCCUUGGCACAGGGUCUCGCUGCAGCACACAAGGCGUACGGAGCUUCGCACACCAAACGUCCAUUAUGUGUCCUGUUCGUUGUACAGGACCCGGAGAGAAACGUGUUCGAUCAGAGACAUCUCGAAUACGCCUUACUUGAAGAAAAUGGCGUCCGCGCCUUCCGAUUACCUUUCGGCGAGACGCUGUCUCACACACAACUCGACACAGACCGUACCUUGGUCUACACGCCACCAAAUUCGCCAUCAAAAUCAUAUGAAGUUACGACAAUCUACUUCCGAGCGGGGUAUUCACCGGACGAUUACUCAAAAGACGAAGAUUGGCAUGCCCGUGUUCAGCUUGAAAAAAGCCGUGCCAUCAAGUGUCCGAGCGUAUUGACUCAGCUUGCUGGCUGCAAAAAAGUCCAGCAGGUGCUUGCUACGCCACAUUCUCCGCAUCUUAAGCGAUUCCUCCCUGAUGAGAAGGUCGCUUCGCGUGUGCUGAAAACCUUCGCCCCCAUCUAUCCCCUAGAUAACAGCGAGGCUGGCGAGGAAGCGAAGAAACUUGCGACAGACGCUUCGUCGGCUACCAAGUAUGUGCUGAAACCUCAGCGAGAGGGAGGCGGAAAUAACAUCUACCGGAAAGCCAUUCCACCAUUCUUGCAGAAGUUGCCCGAGACUCAUUGGCCGGCGUACAUCCUUAUGGAGAUGAUCGAGCCGCCUCCACUCACAAACGCCAUUCUUCGGAACGGUGAAUUACAGAGAGGUGGCGUCAUUUGCGAGCUUGGCGUAUACGGUGUGUGUCUCUGGAGAAAUGGAAAUGGGGACGAUCAAAAGGGCGAGAUCCUGGAGAACUGGGAAGCCGGAUAUCUUCUCCGCACCAAGGGCGACCAAAGCGAGGAGGGUGGUGUGGCCGCGGGGUUCGGAGCGGUGGACAGCUUAUGUCUGGUGGACGAAUGA